AUGUUGUUGAGCAAGCAUAAGAAGAAUCACAACGCUAACAGCGGCAAGAGGCUGUUGGUUAGUAUCAAUGUGUUGGGAAGCGCUGGCCCGAUUCGGUUUGUUGUGGAUGAAGAUGAGCUUGUUGAGGCUGUUAUUGAUACUACUCUGAAGUCUUAUGCACGUGAAGGGCGAUUACCGCGUCUGGGGAGUGAUCAUAGAGACUUCUUUCUUUACUGUCCUCAUCGUGGAUCUGAUGUGGCUUUGAGCCCAUGGGACAAAAUCGGAUCACAUGGAGCUCGGAAUUUCGUGCUAUGCAGGAAGCCACACACUACAAAUGAAGCAGCUGAUAAUGGAAGUAGGACUUCAUCACUUUCACGCAGGGGAAAUGGUAGUUGGAAGUCUUGGUUCCACCUCAACCUUAAAAUUUCUUCCCAUUGA
This is a messenger RNA of Lathyrus sativus (Indian pea), 417 nucleotides long. The record is from the annotation of a GenBank genome assembly. NCBI's taxonomy places the organism in Eukaryota, Viridiplantae, Streptophyta, Magnoliopsida, Fabales, Fabaceae.